This is a messenger RNA of Thermothelomyces thermophilus ATCC 42464, 1404 nucleotides long. RefSeq lists its product as uncharacterized. Gene Ontology annotation, cellular component: mitochondrial inner membrane. Bases 127 to 1053 code for a protein of 308 amino acids. Lineage: Eukaryota; Fungi; Ascomycota; Sordariomycetes; Sordariales; Chaetomiaceae. Gene Ontology annotation, biological process: mitochondrial respiratory chain complex I assembly. The record is from RefSeq and is a predicted model, not a curated record. The transcript has 2 exons.
GAGCUCCCCGUAGUCACACAGCUGGCAGGUGCACCAACCGACCACGACUUUUGUUAUCAAUCAAUCAAUUCUGCAGUGCGUGCCUGUCCGGGUCCGACGGACUGCCGGAUCCAGCAAUAGCCACAAAUGGCGACCCCAUCGACACCUCUCCGUCUCUCCGUUCCCGCCUCGCGCGCUCUCAGUUCAGCCACAGCCAGACGAGCCUUCUUCUCCUCCUCCUCACAACGAACACCAACAGUCCCUCUGCCGACCACCUGCCGUGUCCACCGGCAGCCUGCCCUCCUCAGCAACAAUAAAUACAACAACAACAACAACAGCAGCAGCAGCAGCAGCAGUAGCAGCACCAGUAGCAGUAGCGGUUGCUGCCGCAAACCCAGUUGCAACAGCUACUCCCCAAUCAUCGCCAGGGCGAUCCACACGACCCGACCGGCCAAUCGCCAGCGCAGGCCGCUCGCGCACAACCGCGAGGAGGUGCCCGACCAGCCGCCGCCGACCGACUUCGGGCAGCUGGACGUGCUGGGCUCCCUGCCCGUUCCGGCCACGGCCGUGGUGGCCUGCCGCGACGACGGAUUCUCGCUCCACUCGGGCGUGCACAUCCGCGGCGGCAGCGGGGCGCUGCUCGUGGGCGGCGAGGCGUUCGCCUGGCGGCCGUGGGAGCUGCCUCCGCGGCGAGGAGACGGGGAGGCGGCCUCCUCCUCCUCCUCCUCCUCCUCCUCCUCCUCCUCCUCCGCCGCCGCCGCCGCCGGGGGAACGACGAAGGGGGGGAGGGCAGGGCUGGUGAAUGCCAAGGGGCAGUGGGAGGUGGCCGAGGAGGCGUUUGCGGUCUUGGGCGCUGUCUGGCCUAGACCGGACCUACUCAUUUUGGGGCUGGGCCCGGAGAUGCGACCUCUCAGCCCUGCGACACGGCGGGCGAUCAGCAAUCUUGGGAUGAGGGUAGAGGUGUUGGAUACGAGGAAUGCGGCGUCACAGUACAACAUGUUAGCUACGGAGCGUGGGGUGGAUGAUGUUGCGGCGGCACUGAUACCAAUCGGGUGGAAGGACGGUGCUCGAUAGAUUGUCCGCCUUCGUUCGGCAGCAGGAAAUCUCGUGCCCUGUCAAGCUUGGAUCAAUGGCACUUCGAAGAGGGUGGGCACAGUCGCUGUGUGGCAUGUCGCCGACUGGACGGGAGAAACCGGACAUUUAUAGUUGGAUACGCCAGUCCCCAAGGACAGCGAGCCGGUCCAUCGAAACUGACUGGGGAAUUGCACUCCCUCCGAUUCCCUCCGUCGUAAGCAGGAGGCGGGUGGGAAUACCGGCACGGGUCUAUCAAAGUUUAUGUGCUCAGUGAAGUAGACUAAGCAGGAUCUCCACGGAAUAAUGAUUCCGUCCGCCGUUUGGCGUUAAAUCAGUAGUGUAGUCUCAUAU